Akanthomyces muscarius is the source of this 1584-nucleotide messenger RNA. RefSeq lists its product as uncharacterized. The record is from RefSeq and is a predicted model, not a curated record. The transcript has 3 exons. Gene Ontology annotation, biological process: tetrahydrofolate biosynthetic process. Bases 1 to 1584 code for a protein of 527 amino acids. Lineage: Eukaryota; Fungi; Ascomycota; Sordariomycetes; Hypocreales; Cordycipitaceae. Gene Ontology annotation, cellular component: mitochondrial envelope. Gene Ontology annotation, molecular function: 2-amino-4-hydroxy-6-hydroxymethyldihydropteridine diphosphokinase activity; dihydropteroate synthase activity.
AUGAAUCCUCGUCUCUCCUCGACGUCUCUCCCUCGUCUCGCCUGGCCCUCGGCCUGUCGAGCUGUCCAUGCCGGCGCAUCCCGUUCCCUCACCUCCCGGGCUAACGCCGGCGCCGCGCUACUUCCGUCGACGGCCGCACGCCCUCGUCAUGCUUCGUCAAAGCUGCAUUCGCUGGCUCCCAGCCGAAAUAAUCGCCGGUCGUACGCAGGAUGUGGCUGCCGUGGCGCCAAGAGCACCACCACGGCGUACAUUGCGCUUGGCGGCAACUUGGGAGACCGCGUCGCUGAGAUUGAGCGCGCCUGCAGCGAGAUGGACAGGCGAGGCAUCAAGGUCACGCGUACAAGCAGCCUCUGGGAGACGGAGCCCAUGUACGUGACAGACCAGGAUCGUUUUCUCAAUGGCGUUUGUGAGGUCGAGACCGAAUUGGAGCCAAUGGCUCUGCUUGAUGUGCUCCAGUCAAUAGAAAAGGAUCUUGGUCGACGCAAACUCAUCGACAAAGGCCCAAGAAAUAUUGAUCUCGAUAUUUUACUUUACGGAGAUGAGAGAAUAUCAAACGACAGAUUAAAUGUUCCCCAUAUUAGCAUUCCCGAGCGAGAAUUCGUACUCCGGCCACUAUCAGAACUCAUCCCUUCCAAGUCAAUCGACCCCUCUAAACCUUGGAAGCUUGUCCAAGACUACCUCAAUGACCUUCCCGUCGGCGAGCCCCUCUCCUCCGUCACCCGCAUCUCCGCUACUGCAGCGCCGCUCACACCGCUGACGUCCACCCGCAAGUCGCGCCUCAUGGCCAUUCUCAACCUCACGCCCGACUCCUUCUCCGACGGCGGCAAGCACGCGGCCACCGACCUGUCGAGCACCAUCCUCGACAUGGUGCGCGACGGCGCCACCAUCAUCGACGUCGGCGGCCAGUCGACCGCCCCCGGCCGCCCCGAGGUCGGCGCGGACGAGGAGGCCGCGCGCGUGCUCCCCGCCGUCGAGCUCAUCCGGAGCAUGCCCGGGUGCGGCCACGUCGCCGUCAGCGUCGACACGUACCGCGCCUCGGUCGCCGCGCAGGCCGUUGCGCGCGGCGCCGACAUCAUCAACGACGUGUCGGCGGGGCAGCUCGACGCGGACAUGCUACCCACCGUCGGCCGCCUCGGCGCGACCAUCUGCCUGAUGCACAUGCGCGGCACGCCGCGCACGAUGAACCAGCUCGCCGACUACCCGGACGGCGUCGUGCCCGCCGUCGCCGCCGAGCUGCGCGCGCGCGUCGCCGCCGCCGAGGCCGCGGGCAUCCGGCGCUGGCGCAUCAUGCUCGACCCGGGCCUGGGCUUCGCCAAGACGGCCGCGCACAACCUCGAGCUCCUGCGGCGCCUCGACGAGCUGCGCGCCUGGCCCGGCCUCGAGGGUCUGCCGUGGCUCGUCGGCUCCAGCCGCAAGACGUUUGUCGGGCAGGCCACCGGCAUCGCGGACCCCGCGGCGCGCACCUGGGGCACGGCGGCGACGGUCGCGGCCGCCGUCCAUGGAGGGGCGGACGUGCUCCGCGUCCAUGACGUCGGGCAGAUGGCCGCCGCCGCCGCCAUGUCAGAUGCCAUCUGGAGGGUCUAG